Molecule: messenger RNA, 1757 nt
Organism: Bemisia tabaci
Lineage: Eukaryota; Metazoa; Arthropoda; Insecta; Hemiptera; Aleyrodidae
Product: serine protease 27
Biological process (GO): proteolysis
Molecular function (GO): serine-type endopeptidase activity
Source: RefSeq, a predicted model, not a curated record
UCAGAAGAUGACUCAAGAGGGCAGCAGAAAGCAGAGACCCCGAAAUUUGAAUAAUGUGACCGAGUGGGGGCGAAGGCAAUGGCGAGGAGGGGGAUUUGGGCCGCUGGGGCCCCAAGGCUGCCCCUAGGCGUGGAAAUGGACCCGGGGCCCACGGCGCCACGCGACGUCGCGACGACAGAGACGCCACUCUCGCCCGGAGCGAGUGACUUCCUCGUGAGUGAUGCGGCCUCUCCUCUUGAUUUUGUCCGUCGUCUGGGGCCUACCUAAACCUGCAGUUGGGGCCCAGUGUGGAGUAGCGACGGCGGAUUUCAGCCGACUCAACAGUCGGGUGGUGGGUGGCGAAUCGGUGGGCUACUUCCGAUUCCCGUGGUUCGUGGCCCUCAGUAGAAGAGGCAAGCAAGGUGUCGACGUCACUUGCGCUGGCUCCCUCAUCACCGAUCGGCAUGUCCUCACAGCUGCGCACUGCUUCAGAAGGACGGACCGGCCUGAGCUGUUGUACCGGGUGGUAUUGGGGAUGGUGGAUCGGUGCGAAGCCAAGGAGCAUCGACGAAUAGAGAUGCUGACGUCGAGGGUGUUCAUCCACGAGAACUAUACGCCGCGAAGCACCGCCCACGACAUCGCUGUCAUCGAGCUCAGCGCUCCCACACACUUCAUGCCUAUCUGCCUCCCGCCCCAAAGCAUUAACAACGCGGGGAAGAGAGCAUCGGUGAUCGGGUUCGGGUCGACGCAGGUGCGUCGCGCGAGGUAUCCGUGCGUUUUGCAGGAGGCCAACGUCACCAUCAUCACACGAAGAGCCUGCCGCACAUCUCGACUUCAACCGAAGAACUCGAAUGUGGCUGGCACCCUCUGCGCGGGAGUCUACGACGGUGGCAUCGAUGCCUGCGAUGGUGACAGUGGAGGACCACUGCAGACGCAAUACGGUGGCUUAUUCACCGUGCAAGGGAUCGUUUCCUUCGGAGAGGGCUGCGCCCGACGCAAGGUUCCCGGAGUCUACACGGAUGUGUCUUAUUACAGGAGUUGGAUUGAUAGACAAAUUUCCAAGACGCAACAUUACACCGCCCCCGACCCUAUUUUCUGGAACAAGGAAUCCGAUUUGGAGACCGUGGAACCGGACGAUCUGCAAGUUUGGGGUGACCCUGAAACCGCCAUAGAUGAUAGCAGGGAUCUAAUUCCUAUUGUUGACCCCCAAUCAUGAUGAAGAAUCCUAAGGAUCACUCUAUUCUUAUGGCAGGAGCCCCUAUAAAAAGCUCAAGAUUAAAAAAAUGAAAAAUGGAAAGUGGAGAGUCUCAAAGGAUCCUUUUCGUCAUUUGAGACUGUAACAAGCGGAGGAGUCUAAAUCAAUGACCCGAUCACAAGUUCAUGUCGCCGUCAUUGGAAAAUGGUUCAUCUGAUCCAAAUUUUCACCACUCUUAGUUUUGAUAAAAAAGAUAAAAACACUGGAACGAACAACACGAAGGAUUUGACAGUAAGAGUUGCGGGAAAGGGCAGUAAGAAAGGGAGAUCUCUGUUUGCGUCUGUGCGUGGAUUUGCUGAAGCCGUUGGCUUAGUUUUUCCACAAAAGCAAUUUUCAUCUUUUUUUCAGUGCAACUAUAAAACAGCCGAGUGUAUCAUCUGAAUCAAAAGAAUUCAUUAAAUUUCAUAACUUUUUAAUUUUCCAUACAAAAACACCACAAAAUUUCCCAGAGCGCCUUGAGCUUAAAUCUAAAUUUGCCGCAGUUUACCAUUAACGUUAAAUUUUUUUCAUGCAGAAUGAUAAA